AUGGGUCCCCUCCGCAACGCCGCGACCAUUGGAGCCCUGCUUCUUGCGGGCUUGACCCCAGUUCUCGCCCAAAAUCAGACCUGCACCAUCCCAACUCAGCAGUUACUCGGGAACCCUUCGUUCGAGAGCGGCGGCCUGAACCCCUGGGAUGCAAGAAAGCUGUGCACCCUAGAUGACUGUGGUGAUGUCUCAAGCCCUGAGAUCGUGCAGGACAACGCUCCGGAUGGAUCUUACGUGUUUCGGAAAUUCUUCGAUGACAACACACUCUGGGCGGCUUCGCAGAACGUGUCCAUCGACAGCCCGGGCCAGCCGCACAAUGUGUCCUUCUGGUUCCGCUAUGAAGCGACACCCGAGACGACGGUGACGAGCUGCGGUCUGAAUGUCCGAGUCGACGGCACAAGUCCGCUGCAGAACGUUGCGAGGUUCUCCCAGGCCCCCGGGGCAGACUGGUACCUGGCCCAGGCGACCUGGACGCCUAAGAGCACCCAGCAUAUCUUCUACCUGGUGUAUGGCUGCAACUACACCACGUUGUACCUCGAUGAUGUCCAGCUUUGGGCUCCAGAGAGGGAGCACGACGACGUCAACUUCUUCGCCUACUUCUUCACCUACUUCUUCGCCAACGACCUCUCCACCGUCGACAUCUUCCCAGACAACGACUUCCUCCACCACCUCUACAGGUCCCUCGACGAGCUCCUCUACCUCCUCGACGACUUCCUCCACAACAUCGACAUCUACAUCAUCGAGCACAUCAAGCUGCACGUCCACAUCCCACAGCACAACAACCUUCACAACCACCACGAGACCCACCGGGCACCCUGA
This is a messenger RNA of Aspergillus terreus NIH2624, 819 nucleotides long. RefSeq lists its product as uncharacterized. The transcript is spliced from 3 exons. Lineage: Eukaryota; Fungi; Ascomycota; Eurotiomycetes; Eurotiales; Aspergillaceae. The record is from RefSeq and is a predicted model, not a curated record. The coding region runs from base 1 to 819 and encodes 272 amino acids.